AAGUACAAAUGUCUACCACAAGACGAAAACGUAUUAUGUUAUGUUGUUUACCGUAAGCUGUAGUAAAAUGAGCUCGAUUGUUGACAGAGAUGACAGUAGUAUUUUUGAUGGUUUGGUGGAAGAAGAUGACAAGGACAAAGCAAAAAGAGUAUCUAGAAACAAAUCUGAAAAGAAGCGUAGAGAUCAAUUUAAUGUACUCAUUAAAGAACUGGGAUCCAUGCUUCCUGGUAAUGCUAGAAAAAUGGACAAAUCCACUGUUCUCCAGAAGAGCAUUGAUUUUUUACGAAAACAUAAAGAAAUCACUGCACAGUCAGAUGCUAGUGAAAUUCGACAAGACUGGAAACCUACAUUCCUUAGUAAUGAAGAGUUUACACAGUUAAUGUUAGAGGCUCUUGAUGGUUUUUUUUUAGCAAUCAUGACAGAUGGAAGCAUAAUAUAUGUGUCUGAGAGUGUAACUUCAUUACUUGAACAUUUACCAUCUGAUCUUGUGGAUCAAAGUGUAUUUAAUUUUAUCCCAGAGGGGGAGCAUUCAGAGGUUUAUAAAAUGCUCUCUACCCAUCUUCUGGAAAGUGAUUCAUUAACCCCCGAAUAUUUAAAAUCAAAAAAUCAAUUAGAAUUCUGUUGUCAUAUGCUUCGAGGAACAAUUGAUCCAAAGGAACCAUCAACCUAUGAAUAUGUGAAAUUUAUAGGAAAUUUCAAAUCUUUAAACAGUGUGUCUACUUCAGCACACAAUGGUUUUGAAGGAACCAUACAACGCACACAUAGGCCUUCUUAUGAAGAUAGAGUAUGUUUUGUAGCUACUGUCAGGUUAGCUACACCUCAGUUCAUCAAGGAAAUGUGCACUGUUGAAGAACCCAAUGAAGAAUUUACUUCAAGGCAUAGUUUAGAAUGGAAAUUCCUAUUUCUAGAUCACAGGGCACCACCCAUAAUAGGAUAUUUGCCAUUUGAAGUUCUGGGAACAUCAGGCUAUGAUUAUUAUCAUGUGGAUGAUCUAGAAAAUUUGGCAAAAUGUCAUGAGCACUUAAUGCAGUAUGGGAAAGGCAAAUCAUGUUAUUAUAGGUUCCUGACCAAAGGCCAGCAGUGGAUUUGGCUACAAACUCACUAUUAUAUCACUUAUCAUCAGUGGAAUUCAAGGCCAGAGUUUAUUGUUUGUACUCACACUGUAGUAAGUUAUGCAGAAGUUAGGGCUGAAAGACGACGAGAACUUGGCAUUGAAGAAUCUCUUCCUGAGACAGCUGCUGACAAAAGCCAAGAUUCUGGGUCUGAUAAUCGUAUAAACACAGUCAGUCUCAAGGAAGCUUUGGAAAGGUUUGAUCACAGCCCAACCCCUUCUGCUUCCUCCAGGAGCUCAAGAAAAUCAUCUCACACAGCAGUCUCAGACCCUUCCUCGACACCAACAAAGAUCCAGACGGAUACGAGCACUCCUCCCAGACAGCAUUUACCAGGUCACGAGAAGAUGGCACAGCGGAGGUCAUCGUUUAGUAGUCAGUCCAUAAAUUCCCAGUCUGUUGGUCAGUCAUUAACACAGCCAGUGAUGUCUCAAGCUGCAAAUUUACCAAUUCCACAAGGCAUGUCCCAGUUUCAGUUUUCAGCUCAAUUAGGAGCCAUGCAGCAUCUGAAAGACCAGUUGGAGCAACGAACACGCAUGAUAGAGGCAAAUAUUCAUCGGCAACAAGAAGAACUAAGAAAAAUUCAAGAACAGCUUCAGAUGGUUCAUGGUCAGGGACUGCAGAUGUUUUUACAACAGUCCACCCCUGGAUUGAAUUUUGGUUCUGUUCAACUUUCUUCUGGAAAUUCAUCUAACAUCCAACAACUCACACCUAUAAAUAUGCAAAGCCAGGUUGUUCCUACUAACCAGAUUCAAAGUGGAGUGAACACUGGACAUAUUGGUACGAGUCAGCACAUGAUACAACAGCAGACUUUACAGAGUCCAUCUACACAGAGUCAACAAAAUGUACUGAGUGGGCACAAUCAACAAACAUCACUUCCCAGUCAGACACAGAGCACUCUCACAGCCCCACUGUAUAACACUAUGGUGAUUUCUCAGCCAGCCACAGGAAGCAUGGUCCAGAUUCCAUCUAGUAUGCCACAAAACAGUGCCCAGAGUGCUGCGGUCACCACCUUCACUCAGGACAGACAGAUAAGAUUUUCUCAAGGUCAGCAACUUGUGACCAAAUUAGUGACUGCGCCCGUGGCUUGUGGGGCAGUCAUGGUUCCUAGCACUAUGCUUAUGGGACAGGUGGUGGCUGCCUACCCUCCUUUCGCUGCCCAGCAGCAGCCCCAGACGUUGUCCGCAGCCCAGCAGCAGCCACAGCAGCAGGGUUCCCAGGAGCAGCCACUUACUGCAGUUCAGCCACCAUCUCAGGCUCAGCUGACCCAGCCACCACAGCAGUUUUUACAGACUUCUCGGUUGCUCCAUGGGAAUCCUUCAGCUCAGCUCAUCCUCUCUGCUGCAUUUCCACUACAACAGAGCACUUUCCCUCAGUCACAUCACCAGCAACACCAGUCUCAGCAGCAGCAACAGCAACUUAGUCGGCACAGGACUGACAGUUUGACUGAUCCUUCCAAGGUUCAACCACAGUAG
Messenger RNA from Orycteropus afer afer, 2584 nucleotides. The record is from RefSeq and is a predicted model, not a curated record. Lineage: Eukaryota; Metazoa; Chordata; Mammalia; Tubulidentata; Orycteropodidae.